Molecule: messenger RNA, 374 nt
Organism: Balearica regulorum gibbericeps (East African grey crowned-crane)
Lineage: Eukaryota; Metazoa; Chordata; Aves; Gruiformes; Gruidae
Source: RefSeq, a predicted model, not a curated record
AUUCUACAGAUCAUGUUUUCAUGUUUAAUGUGACACCUUGCUUCAUCAUUAACGAAUCUGUCUGGAAGGCUUCUCUUACCUGGAUUCCAAGAAAUGACAUCACCUUUUUGAAGGUCAUCUUCAAUGUCUGGUAUGAUGGUGUUAAAGCAUUACACUGGAAAGAUGUCCUCUGCUGCGGAGCUGACGACGAAUAUUCAAUUUGCGGAGCGCUGAAAGGAGAAACAGUUGCAACAUCCUUUGACAUUAAAGGUGCAAGAACAAAGUUUCCAAAGGGCAAUUAUACCAUUAUUUUACAAGGAUUCUCUGAUGAUUCUGACAAUAAUAUGGUCAUAUGCUUGAAUUUCACCAUGAUAGUAAAACAAGACACUUUCUGA